CUGCUACAAUGUUUAAUGACACACAAAUUAUACAAAAAUAUUCAUCUGAUGGAAUUAUUUGUGUAAUUCCUGCUUAUCGUUUAGGGGUUUUUGGUCUUUUAGAUUUAGGGAAUGAUAAAACUGUUAAAAGGAAUUUGGCAAUGCAUGAUAUAAUUUUUGCGUUAGAAUGGGUUCAAAAAGAAAUUCACAAUUUUGGUGGAAAUAAUAAAAGAAUUACUGCAAUGGGAAAUAGUGCCGGUGCUUCUGCUCUAAUUUAUUUAUGUGGUUCUCCAGCUGUAAGGGAAGGAUUAUUUCAACAGGCAUUCAUUAGUUCUGGAGUUCCUUUUUUUACAAAAGAUGCAAAUUUAAAACAAAGUUUUGCUCUUCUAGAACAUUUUAAUUGCCUUCGAGAUAAUUCAACAAACAAAACAUUUUCUGAUAAACAAAAAGUUGAAUGUUUACGUAAAGUUGAUUCAUUAGAUUUAUUACGACAACAACAAUACAACGAAAAUUUUGGUCUUGUUUUUAGUGGACCCGAGUCAGAUACAGAAAUACUUCCAUUUGAUAAUUUUGUACAUUUAUUAAGAAAUUGGAAGCCAAUUCCAUUAAUGAUUACAACAACAAUAAUUGAAUUUGAUCGUUGGUCAGAUGAUAGAUUAGACAAGGAAUGUUUUAAAGCAACAGGAACUUUUGGUUAUUAUUCUCUCCAAUCAUAUAAUGCUUGUUUUGAUAGAUAUAAAGAUGAAUUUAAUAUAUCAACACAUAUGCGUGUUUCUUAUGAAUCUAUACAUUCUGAAGCAUUUUUAGCAUCUUUAGUAAAUACAAGAUUCGGUGGAGUUAGUUAUGUUGGUGAAUUUGAAAUUGCUAAUUACUCGAACCAUGCUAGUGAUAUAACUGAUUUAAAAUUAAUGAAUAAUUAUUAUCCAAAAAUGGUUAAAAAUUUUAUAAGAGGACAUUCUCCUGAUAAAAGUUGGAGACCUCAAACUUGGAAUGGAAGAAAUUAUUUUCGAAUAACUUUUAAUGUUAGCGACAAUAAUACAAUUUUGGAAGCACCUCAUAAUGAUGUGAAAGGCUUAGAUUUUUGGUUACAUGAUAUGCCAAUUGUGGAGAGAAAAGCCCGUCAAAAUAUUGAAGGGAAUUAUAGUAAUAAAGAGGAUAAAGAAAAAGAUAAUUGGUUAGAUUUAUUUGGAAAUAAACAAGAUAAAAAUAAAUUUGAAGAAGCUAUUAAGCCUUUUUUGCCAAUAAUUGGUUCUUCUUUUGCUGUUUUACCCUCAAAUGAUUUUUCAAACGAAGAAGAAAAUGAAAAUAACACAGAAAUAAUUAAAAAUGAUAAUUAUCAAAAUUCACCGCAACUAAAUAAAAAAGAAUCAACUUCAGAAUUAUUAAAUGUAUCAGCAUUUUGGAUUUUAAUUUUUAUUACUGCCUUUUUAGCUAUCACACUUUUAUUAACAACUACAACUAAAUUUGUUUAUCAACACAAAAACAUCCAAAAUGGUUAUUCUCAAAUGCCUGAAAGCUAUGAAAUUUUUAAUGAAAAGUCUAGAAUUAUUACGGUCAAUAGUAGAAAUAAUCCUCAAUACAUGUAAAAUAAAUAGAAAAUAUUUACAUAGAUAUUUAUGUUUAAUUUUAUGAUAUUUUGAUAAUUUAUAAACAUAUGCACUAAAAUUAUUUUAAAAGAAUAUUUAAGAGGACUUAUUAAAUUUGUGGCCCUAAAGAGGGGCUUGGUUUUUUAGUCAACAGAAACGUCUUCGGCAAGUAAUGACAUGGAGAAGUAGGCCGAAUUAAUGGAUUUUGUACUGUUUUUGUUUAUUGGGAUGAAUCGUGGUGGGACGAAAUGUGUGAGGGACGAAUUUAGGUUUGACGAGUCUGAGUGGGACGAAUUAUGGAGUUGCCAGAA
Meloidogyne enterolobii is the source of this 1876-nucleotide messenger RNA. The record is from the annotation of a GenBank genome assembly. Lineage: Eukaryota; Metazoa; Nematoda; Chromadorea; Rhabditida; Meloidogynidae.